UUCCACUCUCGCAUCGCCUCUUAUCUUCUCAAGAACAUUCACUGAAUACAUCAUGCCCGGUUCCGACUCGCUCCAACCUAUCCUCAACUCUGGCGAGAAAUCUGCCGUCAAGGAAUUUGGCGGCUGGACCCAAUUCACUCAGAGCUACGGCAUGAACCCUUGGGACGCUGGUACUUCUCAGGAGGGGAAGGCUAUUGCUUCGGCGAUGGCGUCGUAUGAUGCUCAACAGGGCGGCCAGAACAGUGGUGGGAAGAAGUGAGGUGAGUCCUCUGGGCUGAGCAAGGGCAACAAGAAGAGUGAAUGAUAUCAUGCGUAUAUGGAUUCACAUCUUCCAGCCCCUUCUUCCCGUCAAGAGUUGAAAUGGUACUCGGUCUCGGUUUCGGUGAACAUCAAAGCGUGUAGUCAAGAGUAGAGCAGCAGGAUGUAUACACGGUAUGAAGUACAGAGACGGUGGAUUGUGGAAGGAGCACAGUGACAGGAAAGAUUAGACCUUGGCU
This is a messenger RNA of Cryptococcus amylolentus CBS 6039, 497 nucleotides long. RefSeq lists its product as hypothetical. The transcript is spliced from 2 exons. NCBI's taxonomy places the organism in Eukaryota, Fungi, Basidiomycota, Tremellomycetes, Tremellales, Cryptococcaceae. Bases 53 to 259 code for a protein of 68 amino acids. The record is from RefSeq and is a predicted model, not a curated record.